AUGUCAUAUUAUCAGAAAAAUAUGGACUCAAUUAGGAGCAUAAUUUAUGCGUUCUUAGAUGACAAACGCAAAGACGACAAACCCGAAGAUGACGAACCCAAAGAUGACAAUCUCGAAAAUGACGAACUCGGAUUUUUAGGCAUAUCUUUGUAA
Messenger RNA from Racocetra persica, 153 nucleotides. Lineage: Eukaryota; Fungi; Glomeromycota; Glomeromycetes; Diversisporales; Gigasporaceae. The record is from the annotation of a GenBank genome assembly.